CUCAUAUCAGAACCAAUUGUUGCGUGAGUAGUCAGGUAUUUUAAAUAUUAAUUAUAUAGUUAAUGGCAGUUUCAAACAACGAAAAAGGUACUUCAACAAUACCAUAAAAGUUUCUGUUGGCCAUGGAUCAUUCUGAAAAAAUCAAAAGAAAAACCAAUCCAAGGGAAAAAGCAAAUAUAUUUUCUCUUCUAACAUUUUUGUACACUGGUGAGUUAUUCACCAAAGCUUUGAAGAAAGAUUUGGAAGAAGACGAUGUCUACGAGGUGGUCAAAGUUUGCCGAUCUAAAAAGUGCGGCAAUAGAUUAGAGGAAGAAUUCAAGAUUGAAAAACAAAAAGGAACUCCAUCUAUAUUUAGAUUAUUAUGGAAUUGUUUUGGAAUGAGAUACAUUCUUCUAGGAUUGAUCAAUUUAUGUUGGAGACUAGUUAAUAGUGUUUUGGAGCCAGAAGCUAUUGGAAAGUUGGUAUCGUACUUUAAUCCUGGCCAAACAAUUAUGAGUCUACAUGAUGCCAUCUAUUACGCUUCAAUUAUGAUUGGACUCAAGUUAGUCCAUUGUUUUUACUUCCAAAACUACAUAAUUUAUCUUCAGCAACUGGCCAUCCAAAUUAGGACAGGCUUAUCUUCUUUAAUCUACCGGAAAACCUUAAAAUUGACACCGUCAGCCGUAUCAGAAAUUAGUUUAGGUAAUAUAAUAACAAUCAUAACAAAAGAUGUCGUCCAAUUUGAACACUCGAUAUGGCUCUUCAAUGAUUUAUGGAUUGCUGUGGUCCAGACGUUCGUCGUUUGUUUCUUAAUUUACGCUAAGAUCGGUUUGGCGUCCACAGUUGGCGUAGGAUUGAUGCUAGCAAUAGUUCCUGCUCAAAUGUACGUUGGUAAAAUGGUAAAGUCUAUGCGACUAAAGAUUAACCAGAAAACGGACGAGCGUUUACAAAUUACCCAAGAGACUUUGUCCGCCAUUAGAAUAAUAAAAAUGUACACAUGGGAGAAGUUUUUUGGGGAACGAAUAGAUGAAAGGAGAAAGAAGGAAAUUAAUACCAUGAUGAAGACAUCCUACCUUAAAAUGUCGAUGAUAGUAUCCAGCGUACUAUGUUCAAAAGUUGGAUUCUAUGCCUUGAUAAUGACCUACAUCUGGCUUAAUAAUAACGUCAGUGCCGAAAUAAUAUUUUAUCUCAUGAGAUGUUUCGGAACUCUGAGACACACCAUUGCGAUUUCAGUCUCAAUGGGCAUGGCACGAAUAGCAGAACUGUCCGCUUCUUUAAAUAGGAUCAACAAGGUCUUAAACGCCGACGAAUUAGAAGAUGUUUUGGAAAAGCCUUCAGAUUAUCCGAAAGUUGAUAUGAAAAAAGCUUCCGUUUCCAUCAAAGAUAAAACGAUAUUAGAAAAUAUAUCUCUAAACAUGGAAUCAGGUCUUACUAUCGUAACUGGGCAGUUGGGCUGUGGUAAAACUUCCCUUAUAAAAACUAUUUUGAAGGAUUAUCCCGUCACUAGCGGAUCUAUAACAACUAUUGGUAGAAAAAGUUAUGCUUCUCAAGACCCUUGGCUAUUUCCAUCUUCUAUAAAACAGAAUAUUUUGUUUGGAGAGACAUUUGACAAGGAAAGAUAUAAUAGUGUUGUAAGAGUCUGUGCUUUAGAAUACGACUUCACUCUCUUAGAAAAAGGCGACGAAACCAUCCUGUCUGACCGAGGUCUCAAUCUGAGCAAAGGCCAGCAAGCCCGCGUAAAUUUAGCAAGAGCGAUUUACAAAGAAAGCGACAUCUACCUCAUCGACGACGCUUUAACAGCUCUGGAUGGCAGAGUUCAAGAAAUUAUAUUUAGAGAAUGCAUCAAAGGGUUCCUCAAAGACAAACUGGUGGUUCUGGUCACUCACAACACUAAGCACAUAAGCGAAGCCGAUCAAGUCAUUAUUUUAAGCAACGGCACCAUCAAAUACCAGGGCAAAGACAAGGAUAUCAGCGUAGAUCUUUUGGCAGCAAUCGAGGAAGAGCCAGUAAACGAAAAGGAUGUCGAUGAAGAGGAGAACAAUGAUGCAAAUGGAGAUGAGAAAAGCAAACUGUUGAAAGGCGAUAACGAACCUAAGCGGCGAAAGGUUUAUCAAGAAAUAAAAAAGGAAGGAGGUGUUAAUUUGGAAGUUUAUGUAAAAUACUUUCAAUUUGGUGGAGGAUUUCUUUUGCUUGCAGUAAUUAUCAUCAUGUACUUCGGGGCGCAAUUUACGGAAAGCUAUUCUUCUAAAUUGUUAACGAAUUGGGUGAAUUUACAACAGAAUAUCACUAACAUCAAUUUUACAACGGACAUCGCAAAAUUUGCCAAUGAACAUCACCUUAAUGAAACGGUGAACCUACGUGAAAACGCCACAACCUCUCUAUUUAUCGAGACGACUGAAAAUUUUACCAUCAAUCCUGAUACAUUAAACGACACAUACUUUGACCCGAGUACUAACAAAUCUUUCACUAUAACGGAUAUAGAAGACAAAAUAAUAAGCAUGAAGAAACUUGACAUAAAAUCGCACAAGACUCUCAACAUGUACACGUUGAUGAUUAUAUUGUCCACGGUACUUGAACUUGUAAAACACUACCUCGUAUUCACAUUUGCCAGAAAUUCCUCUAUCAAUUUACAUAGGAAAAUGGUUAACAGUAUUUUGAAUUCUGUGAUGUCGUUCUUCGACAAUUACUUCAUCGGGAAUAUUUUGAAUAGAUUUAUUCAGGACUUGAGCGUCAUUGACGAACACCUGCCUUUUAUUCUGAGCAUCCUUAUUGGGACGUGUUUUUCAGUUUUUGGCAUCAUAAUCCUGAUAGCAGUAGUAAAUUGGAAAUUCUUCGUACCUUCUCUUGUCUUCCUCGUAUAUUUAGUGGUACUACGAGUGAUUUAUAUACCAGCUGCAAGAAGCAUGAGACGGCUCGAGUCUGCAACACGAAGUCCCAUAAUAGGACAUUUAAAUUCGUCCAUGGAAGGCUUAACAACAAUCAGAGCUUACAAGGCUCAAAGUACAUUGAAGGAUGAGUUUGAUAGACACCAAGAUCUCUUCACAUCGGCAAAUUACAUCUCCCUUUGUGCCAAGAGAGCUUUUGCUUUUUACAUGGAUUUAUCAUCUGUGAUAUUUUUGAUCAUUAUUGUUGGAAGGUUUCUUUUCUUUGACGUGGAUACGGCAGCUGGCGAUGUCGGACUAGCCAUAACUCAAGCUGCUGGUUUGGCAAUGAUUGUCCAAUUUGCGCUAAUGCAAUGGUCUGAAACAGAGAGUAAUAUGACCUCAGUGGAAAGAGCAUUAGAAUAUACCUACCUUCGGCAAGAAACCAAGGAAGGUAUCAAAUUGGAAGAUUGGCCUAAGAAAGGUGAGAUAAACUAUGUCAAUGUUUCUUUGACAUAUAGAAGCACGAACGAGAAAGUGUUGAAGAAUAUCAGUUUCGCUGUAAAAUCCAAGCAAAAAAUCGGCAUUGUUGGCAGAACUGGUGCUGGAAAGUCUUCGAUAAUAUCAACUCUCUUCAGGCUUUACAAUUAUGAAGGCCAAAUAUUCGUCGAUGAUGUUGAAAUCAAAACCUUGUCUCUGGAGUUUCUCAGGCAACACAUUUCUAUAAUUCCCCAGGAUCCCAUAAUGUUCCAAGGCACGAUAAGAAGCAACAUCGAUCCUCUACAGCAAUACACCGAUGAAGAGAUAUGGAAAACUAUCAAUAAAAUAGAGUUAAAAAAUAUAAUACCUAGCCUGGACCUUAUCAUAACAGAUAACAGCUUCAGUACCGGUCAGAGGCAGCUGAUUUGUUUGGCCAGAGCUAUAAUAAGAAAAAAUAAAAUCGUCGUUCUAGAUGAAGCCACUUCUAAUAUGGAUCCCGAUACUGAAUUUUUGAUUCAGAAGGCCAUAGUGGAAAAUUUCUCGCAGUGCACGGUCUUUAUAAUAGCGCACAGGUUACAGUCUAUUUUAGACUGUCAUAAAGUUAUAGUGAUGGAAAAGGGAGAGAUAGUCGAGUAUGAGGAUCCCCUUAUUUUGAUGGAAGACAGCGGCAGUAUGUUUUCGCAAAUGCUGAGAAAUGCAGGUCUGAAACGAGAUCAGACAGAAUCGACUACGGAAUAGUAAUUAAGGACUUUCAUUGUAUGCGAUAGGUAUUGGUAUACAGGGAUGGCCAGAAGUACGGAAUAAAAUUCAUAUCUUUUGAAUGAGUUAAUUUUUUUAAAAACGCCGAAAC
Molecule: messenger RNA, 4170 nt
Organism: Anoplophora glabripennis (Asian longhorned beetle)
Lineage: Eukaryota; Metazoa; Arthropoda; Insecta; Coleoptera; Cerambycidae
Product: multidrug resistance-associated protein 4
Exons: 12
Coding region: 123-4058 (1311 amino acids)
Biological process (GO): transmembrane transport
Cellular component (GO): membrane
Molecular function (GO): ATP binding; ATP hydrolysis activity; ABC-type transporter activity
Source: RefSeq, a predicted model, not a curated record